AUGGCGGAUAAGCUUCUGCAGGAUGUCUAUCGCAAGAUAGAGCGUGAGAAGGUCCUGAUGAACGGUGCUCGCGCUAUGCGUAGCUCUACCGACAAUGCAGCCGUUCAACAGCGACUCGAUAGUCAGAUCCGUGAAUCACAAAGGAACUUGAGUUAUCUAGAGGAUCGUUAUACUGAGCUGCAGAACCGGGUUAUGCAGACGGGUAUGGAAGGGAUGAGUAUGAAUGAUGGAGGAAAUUAUGGGGGGUACCAACAACCUCUGGCUCCCCCGAAUCCACCGUUUGCUAGCCAACAACCGAGAACUAAAACAAACUACUCGAAACUUGAUCUCAUCAAAUAUGAUACUCCACAUCUUGGGCCCCGCAUUCAAUUGAUGUUAUCGCAAUUAGAAUUCAAACUAAGCGUGGAGAAACAGUAUAAAGAAGGAAUUGAAAAAAUGGUAAAGCUUUAUCAGCUUGAAGGAGAUCGUAAAAGCAGACAAGAUGCCGAGAGCAAACGGAUAGAAAGUGCCCAGAAAAUCCAGUUGUUGAAACAGGCGUUGAAGCGAUACGAAGAUCUUCACGUUGAUAUGGAUUUUGGCGACGAGGCAGAUGAUGACAGUAUAAAUGCUCCUAAUAUCCGCCGCCCUCUUACUGGUCGCCUGAGAAUCCGUGUUCUCGCUGUGAAGGACGUUGACCAUGCGACCACUUCACGAUUCGCCAGAGGACCUGAAACCUUUGUGAUAAUUAAAGUUGAAGAUGUUGUACGUGUUAGAACAAAGUCGACCAGGAACGACAAGUGGCUUGACGAAAACCAUGAUAUUGAUGUGGACAAAGCCAAUGAGGUCGAGAUGACAAUUUACGACAAGCCAGCAGAUCAUCCGAUGCCGAUUGGUCUGUUGUGGAUCCGGAUAUCCGAUAUUGCUGAGGACUUGAGAAGAAAAAAAGUAGAGCAAGAAAUCUCCGGCUCUGGGUGGGUGAGUGCGGAAACGAUGGAAAACAGCGGACCCAGGCCGAACGAGAGUCAAUACGCGUCCAACACCGGAGGACUUCCUGGCCCUGCAGCUGCAGGAGCUGGGGGAGCCGGAUUAUAUGCCAACACUACAGGGCGUCCUCAACCAACUCAGCAACCCGGAGAAGUGUGUAUUGAUGCAUGGUUUGCAUUGGAACCUGUUGGACAAGUUCACCUCUCAUUAAGCUUUGCCAAAUUUAACCAGAACAAGCGUCCGCUGGAUCUUGGACUUGGAAGAAAAGGUGCUGUUCGUGCGCGCAAAGAAGAGGUUCACGAAAUGUAUGGCCAUAAGUUUGUGCAACAGCAGUUCUACAACAUCAUGCGUUGUGCGCUUUGCAGCGAUUUUCUCAAGUAUUCGACAGGUAUGCAAUGUUCGGAUUGCAAGUACACUUGCCACAAAAAGUGCUAUCCAAAGGUCGUCACAAAGUGCAUAUCAAAGUCAAAUACCGAGUCCGACCCAGAGGAAGAGAAACUCAAUCAUCGUAUCCCACACAGAUUCGAGCCUAUGACUAACAUGGGCGCCAAUUGGUGCUGUCACUGUGGUUACAUGCUACCUGUUGGGAAAAAGAAUUCGCGCAAAUGCUCAGAAUGCGCUCUCACUUGUCACGCUCAGUGUGCGCAUCUGGUUCCUGAUUUCUGUGGUAUGUCCAUGGAAGUCGCGAAUCAAAUCCUCUAUGAGAUGAAAAAAAUGAGAAAGAAGUCAACUUUGAUGGACAAUACCAAGCCCCCAUCAUCGCCAUUGGCCCAGAGACCACAAAGCGACCCAUAUGGUGCUGGAUUGGACUCAAGAAAUUCAAUCCAGAAAGAACCACAGCGUCAGAGUCAACCUGCAUAUGGUGCGCCAUCUUCACCAUCGGCCGUAUCAGCAGCAACUGCUGCAUACGGUGCUUCUCAAUCACCAACCCGUUUAUCACAGCAACAGCAAGCUUACCCGCAGCAGCAACAACAGCGUCCCCCGCAACAAAGGACAGAUUCUACAACUGCGGCAGCUGCAGCGCUGGCUGCCCAGCGCCCACCGUCAGUUCCGUCAUCCCCUGGUACAUAUGGAAGGCAAUCUGCAGACUAUUAUAAUCCACAAGCGUCUCGCAUGUCAGGGGCUCCAGCGUCGCCGGUUGCCCAAAAGCCACCCAUGAGUGAAUUGCAAGGCUCGUAUGGACAAAGCUCAGACUAUCCAAAUCCUUAUGCCCAACAGGCCCAGCAGCCACAGGCGCCCCAAAAAUCGUCACCGCCUCCAUCACAAUCUCCGUAUGAGCACCAGGAACCUCCUAUUCCGCAUCAACAAUCCUACCCCGAGCCCGUACCAGCCCAGCAGCAGCAGCAGCAGCAGCAGCAGCAGCAGCAGCAACAACAGCCGAAGCAACAGCAACAGCAACAGCAACAACAGCCGCAACAACCACAACAGGUACAACAGCCACCACAAACGCAGAUCGCUACAUUUCCACCAAAAGGUGCACCUCCUAGUGCUGCAUCGCGGCCGCAAAAGAUAGGGCUGGAUCAUUUCAACUUCCUUGCUGUUCUCGGGAAAGGUAAUUUCGGUAAAGUGAUGUUGGCGGAAACCAAAGGAACAAAGAAGCUGUAUGCCAUCAAGGUUUUGAAGAAGGAGUUUAUCAUUGAAAAUGACGAAGUCGAAAGUACGAGAUCCGAAAAGCGGGUUUUCUUGGUGGCCAAUAAGGAGCGCCAUCCUUUUCUACUCAAUUUACAUGCCUGCUUUCAGACCGAAACACGCGUAUACUUCGUCAUGGAAUAUAUCAGUGGAGGAGAUCUGAUGCUGCAUAUCCAGAGAGAGCAAUUUGGAGCAAAGAGGGCGCAGUUUUACGCAGCUGAGGUUUGCUUGGCGUUGAAGUACUUCCAUGAGAACGGAGUUAUAUACCGUGAUUUGAAGCUCGAUAAUAUUCUUCUUACACUUGAUGGGCACAUCAAGAUUGCAGAUUAUGGGCUAUGCAAGGAGAAUAUGUGGUACGGUUCUACCACAAGCACAUUUUGUGGUACUCCUGAGUUUAUGGCUCCCGAGAUUCUUAUGGACAAGCGCUACGGUCGUGCAGUUGAUUGGUGGGCAUUUGGGGUUUUGAUCUACCAGAUGUUGCUCCAGCAAUCGCCAUUCCGAGGCGAGGAUGAAGAUGAGAUCUACGAUGCCAUUCUUGCUGAUGAGCCGCUAUAUCCGAUUCACAUGCCGCGUGACUCAGUAUCAAUCCUGCAGAAACUGUUGACAAGGGAACCCGAGUUGCGUCUGGGUUCUGGCCCCACAGAUGCACAGGAAAUUAUGUCUCACGCAUUCUUCAACUCUGUGAAUUGGGAGGAUAUUUACCAUAAGAGAAUACCGCCACCAUUCAAACCUCAGAUCACUUCUGCCACCGACACAUCCAAUUUCGACCAGGAGUUUACUAGUGUUACCCCUGUUUUGACACCUGUGCAUUCUGUUCUCACUCAAGCUAUGCAAGAGGAGUUCCGCGGGUUUUCUUACGUGCAUGAUUUUGUUUAA
Molecule: messenger RNA, 3468 nt
Organism: Morchella importuna
Lineage: Eukaryota; Fungi; Ascomycota; Pezizomycetes; Pezizales; Morchellaceae
Exons: 8
Coding region: 1-3468 (1155 amino acids)
Biological process (GO): protein phosphorylation; signal transduction; fungal-type cell wall biogenesis
Molecular function (GO): ATP binding; diacylglycerol-dependent serine/threonine kinase activity
Source: RefSeq, a predicted model, not a curated record